AUGUCUCAGGUGCCUGCUGACCUCCUGUCAACCACCAGCUCCUACAACUAUGAGCCGCCCCUUCCCUCCGUGGCUCGGGCGAGUGCUCUCACCCAGGUACCUCCGGCCAAAAAAAUAACCUUCUUCAAGAGUGGAGACCCUCAGUUUGCAGGAGUCAAGAUGGCCAUCAACCAGCGGAGCUUCAAGAGCUUCAAUGCUCUCAUGGAUGACCUCUCCCAUCGGGUCCCUCUGCCGUUUGGGGUGCGGACCAUCACCACCCCACGAGGAAUACACUGCAUCAGUGAGCUGGACCAGCUGGAGGAUGGAGGGUGCUACCUGUGCUCCGACAAAAAAUACGUGAAGCCCAUCAGCAUCACUCCCGGGGGACACAGGCCAGCCCCUCCACGACACGCUCGGCCCUCCAGCACCAUGAGAAGAGCAGCGCAGGAGAGCAAGCUGGAAGAUUAUUCCACACCUUUCACUCACCACGGCCCCAGAAUACCCAAGAAAAUCACUCUAGUUAAGAACGGGGAAAGUGGCUUUCGGCGCUCAAUUAUCCUGAACCGCAGGAACGCCCGGAGUUUCAAAACCCUCCUGGAUGAGAUUACGGAGAUCCUGCAGUUCCCAGUGAAGAAACUCUACACCAUUGAUGGGAAGAAGAUUGACAGCAUGCAGGCCCUGCUCCACUGCCCCAAUGUGCUGGUGUGUGUCGGCCGGGAGCCCUUUAAACCUGUGUCCAUGGAGAAUCUGAGGAAACACUCGGUGGAGAAGCUGCCCAACCUGCCUCCCCGUUCCAACGGCAACAACGUCAACGAGAACAAUGAAAGUAAGCAAAGCUCUGGGUUGAACUUCGGACUGAAAGCCAAAAAAAGCGUUAUACAUCCGCGGUCGUCAUCAAGCAACAGGUCCAUGAGAUUUUCUUUGUCAUCGGAAAAGUCGUAUCCCAACGGUCUCGCUGCCUCACCGGAUAAUGGAGCACCUUUCUCCAACGGCUGCUCCCACCCCAAGGCCGGGGAGUUGGUCCAGUCCCUGGUCAACGACGACAUAGAGAAGCGGGUGCACGUGAACAAGGAUGGGAGCUUGUCUGUUGAGAUGAAGGUCCGCUUCCGCCUGCUGAAUGAUGAGACUUUGCAGUGGUCCACCCAGAUCAAGAAGUCCAACCUGCUGAACCGGCUGCCUUGUGAGGAGUCAGGAGCAGAGGAGGACAGUGGAGUGGACCCCCUGCAGAAAAUGAACCCAGAAGUCAGCUCGGAGGCGGAUGACUCGUUGUAUCCCUGUGAGAUCGAUUCCUAUAUGUCAAAACUUGAGGAAUCCGAGUGUGACGAGGCCCACUGUCACAGCUGUGGGAAGAAGCACCAGGACUACGACAUUUGGAAGAACCCCAUGCACACAUCCCAGAGGGAAGAGCCCAGCGUACGGAGCACCUGGCGCACGCGGUCGUCGUGCUCCAGCACGUCCUCCCGGAGGAGAGUCAUCCACAAAAAAAUUACUUCCGUGGACAGCCUCCACACCACGUCCAGUGAGGAAUUCUCUGAGCACAUUGUGAGAGAAUCCUCGUCCUACUCAGAGACUAUAGAGAACAGAGUGGCGUAUCGAUCCGUCAAAAAGUGCAGGUGCCGAAGUGAUUUGUCUACAGGUGCUUCCAUUGGAGAAGAUCAGCAAGGAGAUAGUCGGGCAAGCACAGGGAAUGGCCAGAAACCUUCAUCCGUGGGUUUAAUGUCACAUUCCAGCUGUGAAAACAACCUGGAUACUCAAGAUGCCCCCGAAGACCCUGAGAUCAGCAAAACUAUUUCACAAAAUGAAGAGGAAAACUGUUUCGAAGCUUCCUCUGUGAAGGGCUUAAAGGAUGACGUGGAAGAGGCUGAGAGCAGCAGAGUUGGGAGUGUCAUGUCAAAGUCAUCCCUGCAGUCCAAACAGAGCAAGAAUAAUGUCUGUGAGGAAACCAGCAGCGUGGGUAGGAGCAUGUCCUCCUCCUCAAGCCUUCAGAAGGCAAAUCAAGGAGAGAACUCUCGGAGCUCCACCCCUGCCAACAGUGUGCACAGCAAGUCCAGCAACUGCACCACCCAAAAAGCAAAGAGCGAGCAGGAUGACCAGUCUGAUGAAAAUCCAGUGGUCUCCUCCUUGUCCAGUGAGUCCUGCCCUAAGAAAGAGGCUGAAGAGGCAGAAGCAGAGGAAGAUGAAAGUGAAUCAAGGCAGACAAAAAACAACAAUCUUCGGGUGAAGAUGUCAAACUCCAGCCGGGCAUCACUGUCUGAGAGCACGUCAGUGCACAGCCUGCACUGCCCUGCCCCACCCAAAGGGAAGCCAAAGAGGAAAAACAUGCGUCCAACCACACUGAAGAAUUCCUCCAUUAGCAGUGUAGGCACCAAGUCGGUGCUGAGCACAGGAAAAGAGCAGAAAGAAAUUGUAGAUUCCUCCAAAGAGACUUCCUAUGGGUCUAGGUCAGCAGCACCCGAAGUAAACGAUCAGAAUAAUAAAGAGACCGAUGAUUCUUGCAAAAAAAAAGCAGAGGAAGCGCCAGAAGACAUGGGUGUGCAGGAGGAAGAGAGUGAUUUAAUGCCAUCUGCUCUGCCAAAUACGUCUCCAGAAGAAGUUGUGCAAGAGUGGCUCAGAAAAAUCCCUUCAGAAACGUUGCUUGUGAAAUAUGAAAUGGAGGACGAUGUGGAAGAGGAAGGUACAGAGACAGUUACCGAGGUGUCACACUGUACACACGCCGAGGAAGCCCCAGAGGAUGAAAAAGCUGAGGAAAAGAAUGAGGAGGAGGUUGAAAAUGAAGCAAAGGGAGACACAGCAGAAGACACAGCAAUUAAUGAAGAGGUUGAAGAAUGUGUGAAACAGGAAGAAGUCUGUGAGGUUGCAACUGAGGCUGCCAAAGCUGAGCAGGCAGAAAGCAACCAGUCAGUCACCUCCAGCCAAAAUAACAACAGGAGAGACCUGCCCACCUCUGUUCAGACUUCUGUCCAGAUCAUGAAGGCCUUGCUCAGUUCAAAACACGAGACCAAAUUUGACCGAUCGAACAGUUUGCCCGAAGUGUCCCCCACCAUGGGGAGAAAACUCAGCAACUCCGCCAACGUUUUGAUCACUUGUCUUGCCAGUCUCCAACUCCUCGAUGAAGAGUCAGAAGACCCAUCAGACAACUCAAAAGCUUUGAAUAAGUCAAGGUAUACGGAGCUGCUGAAUAUUUUUCAAGCCCUGUGGUUGGGAUGCACAGCUGAAAGGAGCGGUCCAAGCUCAGGUCAAGAGGCCAGCGAGCAGGCAAAGCCAGACCUUGGGUUCAAAGGCCCAAAACCUAUGGAUCACACCUUCACUCACAUGUCCUCCUCUGGGGUUGAUGUCUGCAGUGGUUCUGGUGGCUCAGGAGAAGAAUGUACAGCUGGUGCCACUUUGGUGGCACAGAAAACUGCUGAAUUCAAACCAGCCGAAGUGGAAAAUACAGAGACUGGCACUGAAGUGACUGAGGUUGAGGAGCAAAGUAAAGAGGGAGCGCAGCCAUCCCGCCCUUCAACAGCCUGCUCAGACUCACACAGAGAGGAAAAAGCACAGUCUGCUAAAGAGGAAUCUCUAAUUGAGGAGGAAGAAGAGAAGGAGGAGGAUCAGUGCCAUACCUGUGAACACGGUCAGGAGGAAGGGGGAGAAAAUGAAAAUGAAGAAACCAGCAAAUUAGCUGAAACUGGAGAACAAGAAGAAGCUGGAGCUGUGAAUGAUGAACUCCCACAAGAAAAUCUGGAAGCCACCACUGAUGAUACAAAUGUCAAUGAUGCUGAUGCUGGGAUGGAGAUAAAAGCUGAUUUGGAAGGGCAUCUUGAAAAAGAGUCACCAAGUGACCCAGAGCCCAAAGUCGGUACAUCCACCAGUGUGGGCACAUCCGCUGUCCGGCAAAAAUCAGUGGAUCCAGACCCAGUCUGGGUCCUGAGGCUGCUCAAAAAAAUCGAGAAGGAGUUCAUGGCUCACUAUGUCAACGCCAUGAAUGAGUUAAAAGUCAGGUGGAACCUGCAGCACAACCAGCAGAUGGAUGAAAUGAUACAGGAGCUGAAGGAGGAAGUGAGUAAAAGGAUACAAAAAAGCAUAGAGAAGGAGUUGAGGAAGAUCAGAAGCAGAGCUGGGACGAGGGUGCCGAGACCUCCGGAUGAGCCACCCACACUUCAGUCAAAACUCCAGACAGAGCAGAGGAGGUGGAGAUUGCAAACUAUGCACAAAAAGUCACUCUUUGGUGGCAAGAACGGCAACCAAAGCAGGCUGGAGGAGACAUUAGACUUAUCCCUCGAUGUAGAUAAAGACUUAGCACUUAGUGCAGCUUUUGAUGAGAGUAUUAGUAAACAAUCAAGCGAGGAGGAAUAUUGUCCAUGUGACUCCUGUGUGAGGAAAAAAAUGGCCUCCAAGCCCCAAAGACCCCUCGUGGUGGCCACCAAUGCCCCAGUCAUGAAAGCAUUUGAUUUGCAGCAAAUCCUGAGGCUGAAGAAAGAUGACAAGGAGGAAGCCAUUGUUGCAGAAACAGCCCAGGACAUCAAGGGUGAACCCGAGGCAGGUGAAGAAGUGGAGGACAAGGAAGAAAAGGAGCCAGAAGUAAAUGAAUUAAAUGGAGACGGAGAAGAACCUGAAAUAGCAGAGAGUCAAAAGGAGCAGGAAGCUGAAGAAAAGUCCAAAGGUGAAGAUGAAGCUGAAAAUGAAGCUGAAGAAACAGAGGAGCCAGAGGAUGAUGAGGCAGAGACAUCUGAAUGCAGAGGAGAUGCCAAGGGCUCCGGAACUGACAACAAUCCUGGAGAAGAUGAUGCAGAAGGAAAUGAAGAAGCUGAGCAGGAUGAAGCUGAGGCAGUAGAAGAUGCAAAACCAGAGUCAGAAGGUGAAGCUGAGGAGGAAAACGGUGAAGGAGGUGAGAAACAUGACGAGAAUGAGGAGGAACCUGCCAAUGAUGACCCUGACAAGGCACAUGAAAAAUACGAAGGCAAAAUCAACAACAAGGUUUCUCAGAAAGUCUCAAGGGCCAAAGGCAAGAAAAAUAGCAAAAAGCUGGAGAGUCUGAAAACAUCCACUGCCUUUUCCUAUUAUUCUUCUGUAGGAAACUUCUCACAGCAAUCCCAGAAGGGGUCUGAAGAUAAAGAUGAGGAAGAAGAUGAAGAGGAAGGCAAAGAUGACCACAACCCUGGGAGUGACCCCCCCAAUGGAGAGAUUCGAAGUGAUGAGAGCUCCAAACCCUCACAGAUGUAUCCUGAGAGCGAGGAAGAGGAAGAAGAUGAGGACAAAGAUUCUUCAGGCACUGAUGCUGCGGGAGAUGAGGACCCAGCAGAUGCUGAAGGCACAGAUCCAAAGGAGGCUGAAAAUACUGAUGAAGUUCAGGCUUCUAAAAAGAAAGAAAACUCUGAUAAUAUUGACCAGGAAGACUUGGACUUCUAG
Messenger RNA from Neopelma chrysocephalum (saffron-crested tyrant-manakin), 5370 nucleotides. It is a transcript of the gene RP1L1, whose product is annotated as RP1 like 1. NCBI's taxonomy places the organism in Eukaryota, Metazoa, Chordata, Aves, Passeriformes, Pipridae. The coding region runs from base 1 to 5370 and encodes 1789 amino acids. Gene Ontology annotation, biological process: intracellular signal transduction; axoneme assembly; photoreceptor cell development. Gene Ontology annotation, cellular component: axoneme. The transcript is spliced from 6 exons. The record is from RefSeq and is a predicted model, not a curated record.